AAGGAGGUGUGGUGCAAUAAGAUAUUGAUCACUGACGCGCAAGGACUGUCUCAGAAAAUCCCGGUGAAUCCCGAGCGCGAUUUUUUUCCCCUUCGUAUUCAUGGACAGAUAAGUGGAUCUAUUGUUUUUCUUUUGAGGAAGGACAAUGCAGCUGGAGAUGAACUAGUUGAAGCUUCAGGUACAACACCGUCUUCAACAAUACUUCUGCCCACUUCUCUGGCUCACCAGCGCUUUAAGUCUGCUUACACCCCAAGCAUUCUCCAUGAAAAAAUGAUUACCAACUUACUCGUCUUUCUCUUACUUCUGGCUGUGCAAUUUGCUCGUUCCGACCGACGCCAAUAUCAUGAUGACUAUGAGGAUGUCACUGUCAAUCAGAUGCUUGCUCCGAAAGACCAUCAAGCCGACGCCACACAUAUAUUAAAUAACUUACUGCAGGAGUACGACAGGACACUUCGCCCAGACAUAGGGGUGAAACCGACAGUCAUAGAUGUGGACAUAUAUGUCAAUAGCAUCGGCCCUGUGUCAUCGAUAGACAUGGAGUACCAGAUCGACAUCAUAUUUUCUCAGUCGUGGAUCGACACUCGUCUUCGGUACAACAGCAGCACAAAGAUCCUGACCCUCAACAGUAACAUGGUGGGGCUCAUCUGGGUCCCCGACACCAUCUUCAGGAACGCCAAGAACGCUGACUCUCAUUGGAUCACGACACCCAAUCAGCUGCUGCGAAUAUGGAACGAUGGGAAGAUUCUCUACACGCUGAGGUUGACUAUCAACGCAGAGUGCCAGCUGCAGCUUCAUAACUUCCCCAUGGAUGAGCAUUCCUGCCCUCUCGUCUUUUCAAGCUAUGGUUAUCCCAGAGAUGAAAUGAUUUACAAGUGGAGAAAGAACUCGGUGUCAACCUCGGACCAGAAAUCCUGGAGACUUUACCAAUUUGAUUUCAUGGGAUUGAGGAACAGCACCAGCUUACUUAAAACAACAGCAGGUGACUACGUGGUGAUGACCGUGUACUUUGACCUGAGCAGACGCAUGGGCUACUUCACCAUCCAGACCUACAUCCCCUGCAUCCUGACCGUGGUCCUCUCCUGGGUGUCCUUCUGGAUCAAGAGUGACGCCACGCCUGCCAGGACGGCACUAGGUAUCACCAGCGUGUUGACCAUGACCACGCUGAGCACCGUGGCCAGGACCUCGCUCCCCCGCGUCUCCUACGUCACCGCCAUGGACCUGUUUGUCACCGUCUGCUUCCUGUUCGUGUUUGCCGCCAUGAUCGAGUACGCCACGCUCAACUACUACUCCUACAGCGUACGCAAGCCCGCCUCCGCCAAGCCUCAGACACUGGCCUACUCGGUCCUGGAUGUGGGUCUGUCUCCAACCUCCGUGAUGACUCUCAACAACUCCCUGUACUGGCAGCAGUUUGAGGACGCCUGCGUGUACGACUGCCUGGACGGCAAGGACUGCCAGAGCUUCUUCUGCUGCUACGAGGAGUGCCGGGGCGGGGGCUGGAGGAGGGGGAGGAUCCACGUAGACAUCCAGGAGCUGGAUGCCUACUCCAGGGUGUUCUUCCCCACCUCCUUCCUGCUCUUCAACAUUGUGUACUGGGUCAGCUACCUCUACCUUUAGCGCCGGCGCUCCUGUAGGAUAAACGGGACGAGACUCCCGUGUACGACGGAGGCCAUCGUUAAGACGUGACGGGAGAUUGGGGACAGAUGUCCCGCCAGUGCUGUUGGUUGCUUGACAACAGCCGACUAAUGAACAGCUGCACUGGACGGCCGUGAUGCUGGCUAGCUGGGAGACUGCAUGUGAGUGUCCACAGUGCCUUCUACUGGAAGGGGACAACACCUAUUCAGAGGUGACAAACAACCAGGACUAGCAUUUCGGAUAGGUUUAUUACCCCCUGUUUAGCCCUCCCUUCCCUCCCAUCCAUCUCAAAGCAUGCUCCAUUUUAUGAACAUCCAGGAUAGACUGCACUAUUGAACAAUUCAGACACUGCUCUAUAUUAGGCAUUAGGUCUGCACAAGGUUUCAUUUAGUCACUCAAUUAACCUAUCAAACCUGUGUUUGCCAUUUGUAUACAGUAGCUAUCAAGAGUGACAUGUUCAAUAGGUACAAACUGUAUUUGGUAAGUCAGUCAAUGGACAUUUAUAAUCUUAAUAUAAAGAUUCAAAUGGUAAUACUAUUUUCAAACUGGUAUCAAUAGUUAUUGUUUGUGUGGUAUUUUUUAACCAUUUAUACAUCAUGAAGGAAAACUCCUUCAGUACUGUAAACAAGACAAACAGGUUAUUGCGUAAGGCAGGGGUGUAGGUUACUUUUCAAAUGUGGAUGGGACAGAUUUCUUUUUAAACUGAGGAUGCUGCUGUUAAAUAUAAUUUUCGUUAUGAAAGGGAAGGACAGAUUUGAAGAUUUCAAAAUGAAAACCUAUCCCCCUGGCGUGAGGAAAUCAUACUUUUUACUCCACUGAGUGAAAAUAUGUGAACGUCGAUGUAAAAUGGACGUCACAUGAGAAACAUCAGAUCUUCUGUAUUAUAGUUUUGUGUUAUUGGAAGUUUUGAAGGAAAUCUGUUGUUUUUAUGCUUUUAACUGUGAGUAAAAUGAGUGUUUCUGCAGUCAUUUGGCUUAGAGCCUGAGUGCCCAGUAUUGUAUGUUCAGAGAAAGUGCUUGUGGGAUUCACCCUACAUAUAUAUUUUCAUAAAGCUAUUAGGUGAAUGUAUCCUGUAUGUUAGACCAACAGAAUAAAACAUAUUUUCACCUCUGUAUACCAAUAGUAAUAUUGCACUUUAUAAGUGUCAUAGUCUGAUAUAUUUACAAUAAAUCAAACACUAUUUUGUAUGUUUUCCAAAACUCAUCAUUUUGCUACAGCGGAUAUUAGACAAUAUUUGUGUAGUAUACUUUGACUUUUUUAUUUUAUUAUUAUUUACAUGAAUAAAAACAGUCUUUGGUCAUUUCAUUUGGUGGAUAC
Osmerus eperlanus (European smelt) is the source of this 2949-nucleotide messenger RNA. RefSeq names its product gamma-aminobutyric acid receptor subunit gamma-3-like. Gene Ontology annotation, biological process: signal transduction; chloride transmembrane transport; gamma-aminobutyric acid signaling pathway. Gene Ontology annotation, cellular component: postsynapse; GABA-A receptor complex; neuron projection. Gene Ontology annotation, molecular function: GABA-A receptor activity; inhibitory extracellular ligand-gated monoatomic ion channel activity; GABA-gated chloride ion channel activity. The transcript is spliced from 9 exons. Lineage: Eukaryota; Metazoa; Chordata; Actinopteri; Osmeriformes; Osmeridae. Bases 271 to 1614 code for a protein of 447 amino acids. The record is from RefSeq and is a predicted model, not a curated record.